CUUUUUUUUCCUCUUAAAGGGAAGAUAGUGACCCCUUCUCUUCUCUGGUGAGGGCCUGAGGACAGUGACUCUUUUCUCACCAUGAGUGUCACCCCAGAGGUCAAGAGUCGUGGGAUGAAGUUUGCUGAGGAGCAGCUGCUAAAGCAUGGAUGGACUCGAGGCAAAGGCCUGGGCCGGAAGGAGAAUGGCAUCACCCAGGCCCUCAGGGUAACGCUGAAGCAGGACACUCAUGGGGUGGGACACGACCCUGCCAAAGAGUUCACAAACUACUGGUGGAAUGAUCUCUUCAACAAGACUGCGGCCAGCUUGGUAGUGAAAACUGGGCAGGAUGGCGUACAGAUAAGGUGCCUGUCUAAGGAGACCACCCGUCAUGAUCACGCCAAGCCCAACUUGCUGUAUCAGAGGUUUGUGAAGACGGCCACACUGACUUCAAGUGGGGAGAAGCCAGACAAUGACUUGGAAAGCUGCAGUGAUGACGACAGCCAGGGGCCCAAGCCUCCAAAGAUUCUGACUGAUGAGAUGAUGCUCCAAGCCUGUGAGGGGCGAACAGCACAUAAGGCUGCCCGUCUUGGGAUCACGAUGAAGGCUAAGCUUGCUCGGUUAGAGGCCCAGGAGCAGGCCUACCUGGCUUGUCUCAAAGGCCAGGACCCUGGGGUCCCUCAACUGCAGUCUGAGAGCAAGCCCCCACAAAAAAAGAAAAAGAAAAGGAAGCAGAAAGAGGAGGAAGAGGCCACGGCAACUGAAAGGAAUGCAGAAGAGUACCUAGAACACACUGACCAGAGUGUCAGAAAAAGCAAGAAGAAAAGACGGCAUCGAGAAGAAAGUGUCACAGAUGAGAGAGAGGAAGCAGCCAUAAGGCAUGAGGAAAAAGAGACCACAGGAACAAGUGGGCUUGGGGAAUUGAAAAACAGAGAACAAACUGAUCAGUCCCUCAGGAAAAGGAAGAAGAAGAGGAGGCAGCAUGAGGAAGAAGACUUGAACAUGGAGGAGGCUGUUGCAGAUGGUGGGACCAGAGAAGCAGAAAGCAGAUCAUGCAGUGAUCGGAAAAGUAGGAGAAGCAAGAAGAAAAGACAGCAGCAUCAGGAGGAGGAGGAUGUGUUGCAUGUAAGGGAUGAAGGAGAUGAGGAAGAUGGCAGGACUAGGACAGCAGAGAGCAAGGCAUACACUGGCUCAAGUGGCAGAGGUAAGGAGAGGCAGAAGCAACCAGAGGAGGAAAGACCUGGAGUCCACACUGACCAGCGAGCAAAAAAGAAGAAACAGAAGAAGAGAAACUGAAGGCCAGGUCAAGAUGCAGCCUGAUCGAUUCCUCUUCAGGAGUUGAAGCCUCAGGGACCUGAGUUGGUGCAGGUCUUAUGUACCCUCUCAGUGAGGAGUCCCUCCCAAGGAGGAAACAGCUCUGGAACAGUAGUCUGCUGAGAGGAGAGCGGUAGUGCUGUGUCUGACUUGACGGAGCAGGCACAUUCCCCCUUACAGCAUCUAACCCAGAGAUGGUGAACUCAA
Messenger RNA from Kogia breviceps (pygmy sperm whale), 1500 nucleotides. RefSeq names its product G patch domain-containing protein 4. Gene Ontology annotation, molecular function: nucleic acid binding. The record is from RefSeq and is a predicted model, not a curated record. Lineage: Eukaryota; Metazoa; Chordata; Mammalia; Artiodactyla; Physeteridae. Gene Ontology annotation, cellular component: nucleolus.